AUGGCCUUGACUGCCCAACAGGUCAAGCUAGUCAGGGACACCAUCCCAGCUCUGACCGAGCAUGGAGAGCUCAUCGCCAGCACCUUUUACGGCAACAUGCUCCGAGCCCAUCCCGAGCUCAACGACUACUUCAACACGGUCAACAUGGCCAACGGCCGCCAGCCGCGCGCCCUCAUCGCCAUCAUCCUCAGCUUCGCCAACAACAUCACGCACAUCACCGAGCUGAUCCCCAAAAUGGAGCGCAUGUGCCAGAAGCAUUGCUCGCUGGGCAUCUUGCCCGAACACUACGACAUUGUGGGCAAGUAUCUCAUUGCCGCCUUUGGAGAGAUCCUCGGCCCGGCUAUGACUCCUGCGGUGCAGAUUGCCUGGAAUAAGGCAUACUGGGUGCUCGCAAAGAUGCUCAUCGGGCGAGAGGCCCAGCUGUAUCACGACUGGCAGCACUGGCAAGGCUGGCGGCGCUUCCGCGUCCAGCAACGGGUGGAGGAGUCCGACGACGUCUUCUCGUACUAUCUGGUUCCCGAGGACGGCAAGCUGCUGCCGUCGUUCAUGCCGGGCCAGUACGUCUCGGUGCGUGUCAUGGUGCCGGAGAUUGGAUACUGGCAGAACCGGCAGUAUUCCCUGAGCGAGCAGCCCAAACAAGAAUACUACCGCAUCACCAUCAAGCGUGAUCGAGGCGCUCAGACGGUCCGCCAGCCAAGCUAUCUGUGGUCUUCGUACGGCACGCAUCCCGGCGUCGUGUCCAACAUGAUCAUCGACCAGAAGAACGUCGGCGACAUCCUCGAGCUCACACACCCCGCGGGCGAAUUCUUCCUCGACACCUUCAGCACGGCCAACGCGCCACUCGUGCUGCUCUCCGCCGGCGUGGGCGUCACGCCCAUGGUGUCCAUCCUCAACGCCGUCAUCGAGAAGCAACCCAGCCGACCGAUAUCCUGGAUCCAAGGCUCACGCGACUCUGUCCCCUUUUACCUGCACGUCCGCAAAAUCGCCCGCGACAGGCCCAGCAUGAAGGUCAACAUCUUCAAGACGCAGCUUGCGGACUCGGACCUGGCGGGCAUCACGUACGACCACGAUGCCAAAAUUGAUCUUGAAAAGGUGCACAGGCAGGAUCUCUGGCUGGAAAACUCGGCCACGGAGUAUUUUGUCUGCGGGCCGGAGCAGUUCAUGAUGGAGAUGGCGAGGCGGCUGAGGGAGUUUGGCGUGAGUGGCGAUAGGAUCAAGCUGGAGCUGUUUAGCACUGGCGAUACAGAGUUCCAGGUUGAUGCUCUGAGUAUUGCUUCGGGACGGUCGUUGGGAGCGCCGAGAUCUGGAGUGGCUUCUGGAGCGGCAUCUACGAACAGCGGCGGCGAUUAG
Molecule: messenger RNA, 1350 nt
Organism: Trichoderma gamsii
Lineage: Eukaryota; Fungi; Ascomycota; Sordariomycetes; Hypocreales; Hypocreaceae
Product: nitric oxide dioxygenase
Exons: 1
Coding region: 1-1350 (449 amino acids)
Biological process (GO): cellular response to nitrosative stress; nitric oxide catabolic process
Cellular component (GO): intracellular anatomical structure
Molecular function (GO): oxygen binding; FAD binding; nitric oxide dioxygenase [NAD(P)H] activity
Source: RefSeq, a predicted model, not a curated record